AGCUGCCUAGCUGCCUUGAGGACUUGCGUCUUCAGGGCAGCCAAGUGAUCAGCUGUCGUGGUUGGUGGCCUGGAAGCGUAGAGGGGGAACCCGUUUUCUUCUAUGAUGGGGUUGCCCGUGUUCGGAUUUCACACCUGAUUGCGACCGCUGGGUACUGCCCGUGGCCUUCUUGUGGCCCUUAUGCUUCCGGGGAGCCAGGCUCAGCCAGCCUGUGGACGUGUGAUUCGUCAUGGCAGCCGAGUGAUCAGCUGUCGUUGUUGGUCGCCCGUUAGUGUCGACGAGGAACCCGUCUUUCUCUUCGGUCCUUAUAAGCCUCCACCUAAUCGACGGCAGAACGGCAGGCUACCGCGAGUGACGAUCUUGCCUUGCUUCAGUCUCAGAGCCAUCCCGCUCCCGACGCGGGACCACUAUGGCGACGUUGCUACAUCAGCGGCAACUGCUGCCCGGAUCCCUGUCUAUGCUGAAGGCGUCUCCCUCUCCCUCUCGUGACCUCUCCCGACGUCUAUUCUUUGUCGAGGAGAAGGCUAGUCGACGGAAGCCAUCCUGCCAUGCUGUCGACAUUGGGAUCGGGAUCCAGUUAUCCCCUUUAGUCGGGACGGCAACCGUAGCAACUCCGCGGGGCGAACGGGGACGCGUAAAUGGAGGCGGAAAACAUGGAGGAGGUGCUAAGCAAGGCCGCAUUCAAUUUGCAAAGGGAGAAAUGGGGGAGAAAGGGGGCACAACAGGGAAACUUGGGACUGCCAUCACAGAUAGGACUGCAGAGCAAGGUUUAGGCGUAGGCGUGGCACUGCAUGGCUUAACGGUUCUCAACCUGCAGGGGAAGGAGAUCCCAUUUGUGGACUUGUGGCACGAGCGCCGCAUUGUGAUUGGUUUUGCUCGUCAUUUCGGAUGCCUUCUCUGCAAGAAGCGUGCUGACCAACUGAUCCAGCGGAAAGCUGAGAUUGAGGCAGCAGGAGCAUCAAUUGUCCUGAUCGGGCCUGGAACAAUUGACCAGGCAAACGCAUUCUUACAGCAAACAAAAUUUCCAGGAGAGAUAUACGCUGAUCCAAGUGGACAAGUAUUUCAAGCAUUGGGCUUCCUUUCGGGUCCACAAACUAUUUUCACUGCCAAGGCUCUGGCACAGCUAAUCACAGCCCGCCUUGAAGGUUAUACCCAGGAUUGGCAAACCAGUUUGCAGGCAGAGACUGUGCGUAAGGGAGGCUGGCAGCAAGGGGGAGUUCUUGUUGCAGGGCCUGGAGUAAACAGACUCCUGUACUUGGAAAAGGUGCUAUUACUUGUUGACUUCCGACCUUGGUUACGAAGCCUAGUUCCUUUUGGAAUUGCGGGUGGAUACCAUAGUCGGGAUGACCGAGAGGGAAGACGUCCGCGUUCUCCCGAAAGUGGGAGGAGCGGUAACCGCGAAAGCAGUAUGGAACGGCGAGGAGAUUCAAAUAGUCGGAGUCGGGAACGUCGACAGGACCAAGCAACUGGCGAGGCGUCUCAGAGACCUCCACCUGUUUGUUUUGGAUGCAAAAUGAUCGGGCACUACCGAUCCGAUUGUUGGAGGUUCUGGACCGAUGCGUCUACACGGCGGCAGAUGGAGGCUGAAGGACAUACCUGUCCAACGGAGUUUGACCGACGAGGUGGAGUUUCACCACCAAGAGCUUUUCGACAACCAACGGCUGUCCAGGAAGAUCCGGCGGCACGAGCGCAAUUGGAAGAGCUCGGCAGAAACAUGGCGUCCAUGCAGGAGUUCAUCGAAAUGGAGAGGGCACGCCACGCCGAACGUGAGCUAAGGCGCCAGGAACGUGAAGCGGCACGAAUAGCAGAGGAAAAAGUCGUGGCAGCUGAAGCGGAGCGUGCUGCUCGGAAAGUAGAGAAGCUACGGAGGAAAGAGGAAGAGCAACUAGCUAUGGCUAAAGCAGUCGAAGUGCAACUCUCAUUACGAUUGGGCGAUAUCCGGGACGAAAUCAAGAUUGAAGUACGAAGGGUGGUCGCAGGAAGUGUGGUUAAGAACCUGACCUCGACUCAAGUUACGACUAUAGCGAAGGAGAAAGGGAAAGCGGUUGAGGAUUUACCUUCUUCUUCGGGCACGACAAGUGAGAUCGAAGCAAUCACGGAAGGCGCCGAGAACCUGACUAUUCAGGAUAAGCGGAAGCGGGAGGUCGAUACCCCAGUGGGGGAUAGCCCACCGGUUACGACGCCAGCAAAGCGUGUAAGCAAGAGGCAAGUGAUUCGUCCAGUCCGUCUGUCGGAACGUCUCCAACGCACUCGAACUCGUAUCUCAGUCCGAAAAAGUGCACGAACUAAAGCGAUGACAGCUAUGAAGGCACCGGCUCGAGAUACAAUGGUGGAGCGGAUGCUGUAUCUCGACAACACUCGUCGAGAACUUUCCAGGAUGGACUGCGAUCAACUUCGCGCGAUUUGUCGUGAGGAAGCUGUCCCAUACGCUACUAAGGUACAGGCAAUUUUCGAUAUUGCUGAUCGACGAGCAGUUUUGCAGUUCGGUGACUUGCGCGUGAAUCAAGGAGCAUUAGUUAACCCGGAAGAAGCAGCGGCGCACUCAUGUGAUAGGCGCACGGUUCUCGAAGUGAAGCAGCAUCUCGACGGUCUGGCACUGAUGCCGCUGGACAGGAAUCCCGGGGAAACCUUGGUUAUCUGUCCUCGCCUGUACUAUGAAGGGAUGAUGGAUCUCUUUAUCCGGAACCCAGGCUAUGUCGCCGUCGAUGAGAGUACGACUGGGAUUCUGGCAAGGAUGAAGACCGAGUUGCGGGAUCAAGGACUGUUGGAAUUUGCACGAUGGGACAGGAAAGGGGCAAUUGGGCAAGCAUAUGCUAUGCCCAAGCAUAAGGAUCUGGACAGAUUUCGCCCUAUCUGUCCUUCCUACCCGGAACCGACGGCUCGUACAGGACGUGCCAUGGCUAAAGGAUUGAAUCACCUGUUGUACGGCCUGUCGCGCGAUUGGCACUUUAACCUGAAGGCUGUUUCUCAGUUGAAGGGAACCCUCGCUAGGUUCAACACGAAGCUGCAACAUGCGCAUCAUCAACCGGAACUGAUAGGACAGUCCUUUGACAUCAAGGACAUGUUCAGUCAGCUACCGCAUCAGGAGAUUAUCGACGCAGUUGACUGGCUGCUGGAUUAUCACAUUGCAAAGGGGAGGACCUUUGUACGUGUCAACACUCGAGGUAAAGGAGCAUCAUUCGGGCUGACUACCGGUUUUGACCAUUGGAGGAAGCUUGACUUCCAUGACAUCCGUGAGUUCGCUGUUUUUGAACUUACGCACACGUACACGUUGGCGUUGGGAGUACUGAUGCAGCAAAAGGACAUGGAGGCAGGUCACGAGCCCGAUCUGGAUGCAGUUGUCAAGGCCUGUAGGAGUAAUGAUAAUUAAUGCUCCGUCAGUAUAGAGUAUCGAUGUGUCAUUGCUGUGCAAGGUAGGGGGGGACAAAGGAGUAAGGAAGGAGGGAAGGAGGAGGGAGGAGGGAAAAGCGAGGAAGGAGGAGGCAGAGGGGGAGGGAAAAGGGAGGAGGGAGGAGGGAGGAGGGAGGAGGGAGGAGGGAAAAGGGAGGAGGGAGGAGAGAGGAGGGAGGUGAAGGUUACAGCUGUCUCCCUCAAGAAGUGGGUCUGUCUGUCCGUGGUAGAGUGCACCUAACAGGUGUGGUGGCAUGUGGCUCUGACUGUUCUUGGCAUGUGGUCUGCGUACUGUCUCUCUCUCCCUCUCUCGGCUUCUGUGAAUGCAUGCUUCCCAAAAAACGAAGUCGGCUUCUCUACAUUGUGAAUUUCCUAUGGGGGGAUGCAAAUUCUGGCCUGAUCAUCCAUCGUGAAACCUCUGGCCACUGCAAUG
This is a messenger RNA of Chara braunii, 3823 nucleotides long. NCBI's taxonomy places the organism in Eukaryota, Viridiplantae, Streptophyta, Charophyceae, Charales, Characeae. The record is from the annotation of a GenBank genome assembly.